Molecule: messenger RNA, 1299 nt
Organism: Hydra vulgaris (swiftwater hydra)
Lineage: Eukaryota; Metazoa; Cnidaria; Hydrozoa; Anthoathecata; Hydridae
Product: THO complex subunit 3
Biological process (GO): mRNA export from nucleus
Cellular component (GO): THO complex part of transcription export complex
Molecular function (GO): protein binding
Source: RefSeq, a predicted model, not a curated record
AAUUUUUUUACUUUUUCAGUUAUAUAAAUAUUUAUAUUUUAAAAGCAGAAAUAUUUCAACAGAAAAAUAUGUUAUCAAGCAUGGACUUAGAUGAAAAACUAUUAACUUACUAUAAAGACAUGCAAAAGCAUUUUCAAAACUAUGGUCGUACAAAAGAAUUUUCUGGUCACUCUGCAAAAGUGCAUUCUGUAGGUUGGAAUUGCAAUGGUCGCUAUCUAGCUUCUUGUUCCUUUGAUAAAACUGUUAGUAUAUAUACAUUAGAUAAAGACAGGCUUCAUUUAUCUACCACCAUGAAAGGUCAUAGUGAUAGUGUUGAUCAAUUAUGCUGGCAUCCUUCAAACCCUAAUCUUCUUGUUACAGCCUCUGGUGACAAAACAGUGCGUGUCUGGGAUUCUAGGGUUAGCAGUGGCAAAUCUAUAGAUGAAGUUAAAACUAGAGGGGAAAACAUUAAUAUUUGUUGGAGUCCAAAUGGAAAAACCAUUGCAGUUGGAAACAAGGAAGACUUGAUUACUUUCAUCGAUACAAAAACAUUCAAAAUCAUUGCUGAAGAACAGUUUAAGUUCGAGGUAAAUGAAAUUUCCUGGAACAACACUAAUGAUUUAUUUUUUCUAACAAAUGGUCAUGGUCAUAUAAAUAUUUUAAGUUACCCUGACUUGAAACAAGUGCAAACAUUGAAUGCUCACCCUGCAAAUUGUAUUUGUAUUAAGUUUGAUCCUAAAGGGAGAUAUUUUGCAACUGGGAGUGCUGAUGCAUUAGUUAGUUUGUGGGAUCUUGAUGAAUUAUGCUGUGUGCAUUGCUUUUCACGACUUGAUUGGCCUGUUCGCACCUUGAGUUUCAGUUAUGAUGGAAAGAUGCUUGCAUCAGCUUCAGAAGAUUUGUUUAUUGACAUCGCAAUGGUAGAAACAGGAGAACAAAUUUGUGAGGUUACUUGUUCAACGCCUACUUUUACAGUAGCAUGGCAUCCUUCAGAGUAUCUACUUGCUUUCGCUUGUGAUGAUAAGGAUAAACAUGAACGAGAUGCUGGUACUAUAAAACUUUUUGGAUUGCAAAAUACUUAACAGAAUCUUUGCUCGUUUCAAACACAUUCUAUCAAAUAAAUGAAAUUCGUUAACUGGUUCGAAUUAUCUGCCUUGGGCCGUUAGUUAAUGAAUAUCUGUAAGCAAGUAAUCGAAAUCUCCAGAAUAUAGGUUCUGAUAUUAAAAAAAAACAAAGCGAAAUAUUAAUUUCAUUAAUGUAUAUUGUAUACUAGACGUUUUUGUUUAGUUAACUUGAAAAUAAAAACUGGUUAAAACUUUAAAA